CGGUCCCUCCGCUUCGGGCGCGCGGUCGGAGGCGCAGGCGACGCGCCGGGCGGAGCGGGGCAUGCCGGGAGUUGUGGUCCCGGCGAGCUGAGGCUGUGGGACGUGUCGCGGCGCGGCGCCGGCUCCUCCUUCCCCUCCCUUCUCAGCGGUCCCCCGCCCCUUCCCUCAGCCUCCUCCUCCCUCGCCCGCAGCCCAGCGUCCCCUGCCCCCACCCGUCGGGCUCCUCGGCGGCUACUGCAGAGGAUUCAGAGCCGAGUCGCUGAGGAGGAGGCGGCUCCUGGUCCCUGCGCGCCAUCCGCCACCUUACUGGACACGGGCGACGGAGCGAGAGCGUCGCCUCUGUAGCCUUCAGAGAAGACAAGGGCAUCGCCGCCUCAGCUGCCGCCGCCGCCGCCGUUUUCGCCUGCAGCGGCUCGCCGGAUUCUCAGUUGUCCACAAUGAACCCUGUUUAUAGCCCCGUGCAGCCUGGGGCUCCUUAUGGCAACCCGAAGAACAUGGCCUACACAGGUUACCCCACAGCCUACCCAGCUGCGGCCCCUGCCUACAAUCCCAGCCUGUACCCCACCAAUAGCCCCAGUUAUGCUCCAGAGUUUCAGUUCCUGCAUUCAGCUUAUGCAACUCUGCUGAUGAAACAGGCCUGGCCACAGAACUCGUCUUCCUGUGGCACUGAAGGCACCUUCCACCUCCCAGUGGACACCGGGACCGAGAACCGAACUUACCAAGCAUCCUCUGCGGCUUUCAGAUAUACUGCGGGGACACCAUACAAAGUCCCACCGACCCAGAGUAAUACUGCUCCGCCCCCCUACUCCCCUUCACCCAACCCCUACCAGACGGCCAUGUAUCCAAUCAGAAGUGCCUACCCCCAGCAGAAUCUGUAUGCCCAGGGAGCUUACUAUACACAGCCGGUGUAUGCUGCCCAGCCCCAUGUCAUCCACCACACCACGGUCGUCCAGCCCAACAGCAUUCCCUCUGCUAUCUACCCGGCGCCUGUCGCCGCUCCCAGGACCAACGGCGUGGCCAUGGGAAUGGUGGCCGGCACCACCAUGGCAAUGUCAGCAGGUACCCUGCUGACUGCACCCCAGCACACCGCGAUCGGGGCACACCCUGUCUCCAUGCCAACAUACAGGGCCCAAGGGGCCCCUGCGUACAGCUAUGUGCCCCCGCACUGGUAAAGCCUGCACCCAUCCAAACCCGGAGUCACACAUUGUAUGCAACUACUCAAGUCUUACACAGGUGCUGGAGCAGCUCCCUAGCAGCACCACCUCUAUUUGCAAGAAGAGACAACGGAAGUGCAAGGGUCACUUUAUGCAUCAUUAACGGUUUUGGUUUUUAUUUUUGGUUUUUGUAAAAGCUGCUUUUUCUAAUCUCCUGCCUCUCCCCACCGUCCCCUUGAGCCGCUGCCCUCCCAGCUCCACCCUUCUCCUACGUGACCAGGCACAUCCUCUCUGCUCCUUUCCUCCCCCAAGCGUUCAGUCCUGGGAGCCUAGUCUAGCGGCAGGCAGAGAGUGGGGUCUGUUGCAGUGGUUCAGCUGCAGGUGCGAUUUCCUUUGAAGAGCAUAGUGGAUGUGACCCUUGGGUCCAGGGUAGGAACUCAGAACUGUUGAGCAAACCACAUCUCUGAGGGAUGGUUUCUUUUUCGAUUUUUCUCAAGCAGGAUUAGUUUAAGACACUGCUGUAUCCUGACACAAAUGAAAUAUCUUCUGAUAUUUCUGAGAACCAUCGCAACAGACCAAGAACAAAACCACCUGAUUAGGUAGGAGCGUUCAUAGCAGCUUAAUAAUACCCCAGAUGAGAACCUGGGAAAACCAGAUUUUUUUCUUUGGGAGAACUUGAGGGAGGGUGGGGGGAGGGGCGCACUGUGGGAAGGCAGAGGGAAGAGAGUCGGGAAGCCCUUGCCUGCUGGCUUUGGCUUGUAAGGUCUCUGGCCAAAUUGUCUGGGCCUGGACCCUCUAAUUUGCACAGUGAUGUUAACUGACCUGGCACUUCCUCAGAAGGUGAUUUUUGACCUCAGACCUGCCAAGCAGCUGCAGGAUGGUGGGAUCCCAGCCUUCCAAAGCCUCAGAGGCUAGGUGCCCAGUGUAAUCUAGACCUUGGCCUCUGCGCCUUCAUGGAUCCACUCUGGUGAGGAGCUUGCUCCUGAGUAGAGUGGAAACCUGUGGCAUUUCUCUCCCUUCCCUUUGUCCUUCCCAGAGCCAGGGCUCACCUGUCUGUCCACGGCACUGGCAGACAGGCUAAGUUCUUGGUUACCUUGUGCCAUUCAUGGCCAAAGUGAAGGAACCACAUUCCAGGUGGGUGCUGGUGGCUCUGGAGGUCAGGAUAGUGAAGGAAAAGCAAUAGCAAUAAACAUUUCAUCGACUCAUGGAACUGAAGGGACCUUAGCAAUCAUCUCAUCCAUUCCCCUGUUUGACAGAUAAGGAAGCUGAGGCCCAGAGAAGAGGAAGGGACUUCCCUAGACCUUGCAGUAAAUUAGCAUUAAAUGCAACCUUCCUGCCUGGGGCAUGUUGCCCACAAAAAUUUACCUAGGGAUGGAUUGGCUUGGCUUUGUAAAAAUGAAGCCAGCAGUGCCCACACCUGAUGAGCUCUGGAACAGUCUCUGGGCUUUUGUUUCUGCUCCUUUCCUCCAUGGAUUUCAGAGGCAGAGGUUGAAGACUUGGCCGAGGUCACAUGGGGGCAGAUGGUGGGAACAGAAAUUGCAAAUGAGGAAAUAGCAUUUGGAAAUUCUGUGAAGACAUCCGGACCUCUCAUCCUAUACCUGACUCCAGCCCUUGGAGGAGCAGGUGGACUGGCUGAAAAGGAGUCCAUGCUGUUAAGACAGUAGCCCCUCAUCCUGAGAGGAGAGGAGGAAACAUGCACUCUCUGGGGAGAAGAGGGACCCCUGGGUCAGGAGGCCCCAUUGGUCUCAGCCAGGAGCCCAGCUGUCUAACACUGCCCCCCUGCACCCGGCACUUGGAGGGGUUAGCAGCCCCUUCGGGGAUGGUUGGUGGCGGGGU
This is a messenger RNA of Capra hircus (goat), 2990 nucleotides long. RefSeq names its product family with sequence similarity 168 member A (gene FAM168A). Lineage: Eukaryota; Metazoa; Chordata; Mammalia; Artiodactyla; Bovidae. Bases 438 to 1172 code for a protein of 244 amino acids. The record is from RefSeq and is a predicted model, not a curated record. The transcript has 9 exons. Gene Ontology annotation, biological process: positive regulation of base-excision repair.